This is a messenger RNA of Dentiscutata erythropus, 271 nucleotides long. The record is from the annotation of a GenBank genome assembly. NCBI's taxonomy places the organism in Eukaryota, Fungi, Glomeromycota, Glomeromycetes, Diversisporales, Gigasporaceae.
AUGUUUUCAUUUACUGAUCAAUCAAAUCCAGUAUUGAAUAGGGUAAAAAAAGAAAGAAAAAAUAAGGCUAUUUGGAAUAACGAUUUAUAUGGUGCUUGUUUUGGAUCAUCCGAUUUAUGCAUGAAUUUAAAUUAUUGGACUAGUAAUUGGAAUGAAUAUGAGCACAGAAUAACUUCUUCACGCUAUUUAAAUGCUGAAGAAUAUGAAGUUUUAGCAAUUUAUAGUUGUGAUUCAAUUAAUUCUUUGAUGAAUAUAUUUUUGAAAAUUUUGA